AUGACAAUGGUCAUCGGCUUGGAGGAUGAUGCACUCUUUGGCAUGCGCGCACUACUCGAAGACCCAGAAGUCGAGGGCGUGUGGAAUUCUCGCGAAGCCACUCCAAUGCAUCUCGAUGGCGGUGUCCGUACUCCUCCUGCCGCGCAAUCGACGACGAAACCCCCGAAACACUCUUCGAAUUCCUCCACAACGAUAUAUGACACUGCAGACAUUGGUUUGGUCUCUCCAACAGUUCUCACUCCGUUCAUCGGGCCCACUACGGUUGUCGAUGAGCUGGGCGAACCGUCAACUGCGAAGAGAGGGAAGACACUAGUUAUAAGCUACAAGGGGCCAUAUGCAGGAUCGAAAGCUGCCCAAAAUGUGUCAGAUGUCGGCCCUUUCACACCAGUAGAAAGAUCGACGCCUUCCCCUUCGAAAAUGCAGCUUCGUCCGGUCUCCAACCUCUCACCCUCUGGCUCACGCAAAUUUGUGAUAGGAAAUCGACCACGGAACUCACAGCGGCACCAAAGGGUGGAACUGCAGUCCGAUAUUAACCCACUUGAACGCAUGGAAGCUUAUCGACGGUUGCAUUCCGCAGAAAGUGGUCAAUUGCACCCGCGAGAUCGUCGAUACUCCGAGGUUGCUGAGACAGUACCCCUUUCCUCAUCUACAGCAGAAAGCGAGGACAGCGACGACUCAAUGUCUCGGGCUCUAUCGUGGCCCACCCGAGACGGCACGAUAAAUCUGGGCAAGCGGCUCUCUCGCAGAGUUCAAAGGAUGGAAGGUCCCUCUCCAGUUCCCUUCCGCGCUUUCGUCGAAUCCUUACCCACUACAAAACUACCACCUUCAGCAUGGACAGACAGGACUCAAGCUAGGAUAGAGGCCAAGGUGCCUUGUUCUAAAGCAAGUGACUCCACCCCCAAGACAUCUAGGCACACACCCAAGUCUUCCACAAUCUCCACCACCUCGACAAUGGCUCCCACGUCACCCCCUUCAGACUUGCUGUCAGUCGCCAAUACUCGAUCACGAAGAGUCAACGACGGAUUCGAGGUUCUGCCGGCCGGCACACUGGAGAAGGAAUCCAAGGUCAAAGAAUUUGGAACUUGGCACGAGAGUCUUGGGUCACAGAAAAGGCCUAGGAAGCUGCAGAAACGACCUAGAUCAGAUUCUGCUAGUCUGAGUUCCACCGAGAGUCACCGGCUCAGUAGCGACAGCUUUCGGCUACCGAUCUUCUGA
Cladophialophora carrionii CBS 160.54 is the source of this 1215-nucleotide messenger RNA. RefSeq lists its product as uncharacterized. The record is from RefSeq and is a predicted model, not a curated record. Lineage: Eukaryota; Fungi; Ascomycota; Eurotiomycetes; Chaetothyriales; Herpotrichiellaceae. The transcript is spliced from 3 exons. The coding region runs from base 1 to 1215 and encodes 404 amino acids.